Parnassius apollo (apollo) is the source of this 621-nucleotide messenger RNA. Lineage: Eukaryota; Metazoa; Arthropoda; Insecta; Lepidoptera; Papilionidae. The record is from the annotation of a GenBank genome assembly.
AUGAGGAUACUUCCCAUGAUUUUUCUUUUGGCAUGCCUGACUUGGCAAGCUUAUGCGCGCGCUCAGGACGAGAACGAAGCGCGGGCGGCGCCUGCGCGUGGUCUGCUUAAACGUGGCUUGUUGACUAAGGGCAAGGCCACCACCACUACCACCACUGCGGCACCACAGGAGGAAGGGGAGUAUGAAGAUGAUGCGGAAUAUUCAGAAGAAGAACCUCAGGAACCGUCCACGGAGGCGCCAACCUCCUCCACAGAGGGCAAGAAACUAGUCCAGGGCGGUGUGCGCCCCUUCCGUAGUAACACCGACUUACUGGAAGCACUUAAAAGGAGACGAGCUCAGGCAGCUGAAGCUAAAUUGAAUGGACAAGCGUCUUCCGCUGGUUCUCAAUCUCAAGAUUCUCCUGCAGAAGCUUCGUUAAAAUCUAGCUACAGUAAAAAACGCUUCAACACAGCUACACGAGAGACCAAUGUUGAAGAAGCGCCAGUGCCAGCCAAGACCAACAGAGGACGGUUUGGUAAAACGUCAUCAAAAUCAUUCCAAGAAGCUGAGCCAGAUGAGCAAAAUGAUGCCGCCCCUCCCGUGAGAACUGGUAGGACGUUCUCCAGACGAGGAGGGAACUGA